AUUUUUGUUUAUUUUUUCCUUCUUCUUUUAGGUGAUUCCAAAGCAUAAGUUCGUGCUGGUGAAAUUCGAUACGCAAUAUCCUUACGGGGAGAAACAAGAUGAGUUUAAAAAGCUGGCAGAGAGCUCAGGCUCCAGUGAGGAUCUGCUGGUGGCUGAAGUGGGGAUAUCAGAUUAUGGUGAUAAACUGAACACUGAGCUAGGAGAAAAGUACAAGCUGGAUAAGGAAAAAUUCCCCAUCUUUUACUUGUUCCAAGAUGGUGACUUUGACAACCCCUUGCCUUACAGUGGGCACAUCAAGGCUGGGGCUAUUCAGCGCUGGCUGAAGAGCAAUGGGAUCUACCUGGGGAUGCCAGGCUGCCUCAAGGAGUACGACAUGCUGGCCAGCAAGUUUGUGAGCACCACUGAGAAAUCAGAACGCCAGUCCCUCCUGAAAAAGGGGCAAGAGAGUUUAGAAAAAACAAAAGAAACCGAGAAGAAGUCAGCUGAGCAAUACUUGAAAAUUAUGAGCAAGAUGCUGGAGCAAGGAGAAGAGUUUGCUGCUAACGAAGUCGUCCGAAUCACGAAACUGAUAGAGAAGAACAAGAUGAGUGAUGGGAAAAAAGAGGAGCUCCAGAAGAGCCUCAAUAUCCUUGCUUCUUUCCUGAAGAAGAAUAAUGAAAAAGACGAGCUCUAACACGUUGGAGAACUUUGUACAAGCUGUGAAACACUGUCAAGAGUCCUAACAAGUUCUCCUUAUGCAAGCAAACUUCCCGCUGACUUCAAGAGAGCAGCAGAUUUCCUUCUGAUAUUCUCAUUUUGGAAGAUCAAGAGGAAGACAUUCCUUCAAAACACAGCAUUCUAAAUGUUGGAAAAAUUGCCAUAAAGCAAGACACCAGUAUUGUGUAAUACUAUUCAAUAACAGUAUUAAAGCAGGGGGGGAAAAAAAAGUACU
Merops nubicus (carmine bee-eater) is the source of this 931-nucleotide messenger RNA. It is a transcript of the gene ERP29, whose product is annotated as endoplasmic reticulum protein 29. The record is from RefSeq and is a predicted model, not a curated record. NCBI's taxonomy places the organism in Eukaryota, Metazoa, Chordata, Aves, Coraciiformes, Meropidae. The annotation marks the transcript as partial. Gene Ontology annotation, cellular component: endoplasmic reticulum lumen; endoplasmic reticulum. The transcript has 2 exons. Gene Ontology annotation, biological process: protein secretion.